Molecule: messenger RNA, 1512 nt
Organism: Metarhizium brunneum ARSEF 3297
Lineage: Eukaryota; Fungi; Ascomycota; Sordariomycetes; Hypocreales; Clavicipitaceae
Product: 4-aminobutyrate aminotransferase
Biological process (GO): GABA catabolic process
Cellular component (GO): mitochondrion
Molecular function (GO): pyridoxal phosphate binding
Source: RefSeq, a predicted model, not a curated record
AUGUCGGCCCUUCGUGCUGCUGGCGCGUCCCGGCCUGGCAUGGUCCAGACGCUCCGGGCUGCCAUGACCAAGCGUUCCUUUAACACCGCCGGUGCCAUGCGCAUGGGUGCUGCCAAGUCAUUCCACAAGGACGAACCCGCUGCCCCCAUCCUAAAGACCAGUAUUCCAGGCCCCAAGGCUGCCGAGGCCGUCAAGGAGCUCGACGAAGUCUUCGAGACUCGCAGCAUCAACAUGAUGACCGACUACACUCAGAGUGUGGGCAACUACAUUGCCGAUCCUGACGGCAACAUGCUUCUGGAUGUUUAUGCUCAGAUUGCCUCCAUUCCAGUGGGGUACAACAAUCCCGAGCUCCGAAAGGUUGCUCAGACCCCGGAGAUGGUUGAUGCCAUCAUCAAUCGUCCCGCGUUGGGUAACUUUCCCUCCCACACAUGGGCCAACAUCUUGAAGACUGGUAUCCUGAAGGUUGCUCCCAAGGGCCUUAACAACGUCUACACCGCCAUGGCCGGUUCCGAUGCCAACGAAAUUGCCUACAAGGCUGCCUUCAUGUAUAAGCGACAAGUGGAACGAGGUGGCCCUGAAGUUGACUUCACUCCCCAAGAAAUUGAGAGUGCAAUGAAGAACCAGGCCCCCGGCUCCGCGCAGCUUUCUAUCUUGUCUUUCAAGACUAGCUUUCACGGCCGUUUGUUUGGUUGCCUGUCUACCACUCGCUCCAAGGCCAUCCACAAGCUUGACAUUCCUGCCUUUGACUGGCCCCAGGCGACUUUCCCCCAGCUCAAGUACCCACUUGACCAGCACGCCGAGGAGAACGCAAGGGCUGAACAGGCCAGCCUUGAAGAGGUUGAGCACUUGAUCAAGACCUGGCACCUGCCUCCGGCUGCCGUUGUUAUUGAGCCUAUUCAGAGUGAGGGCGGCGACAACCACGCCAGUCCGGAAUUUUUCCAGAAGCUCCGCGCCUUGACCCGCAAGCACAACGUUCUGCUCAUUGUCGAUGAGGUCCAGACUGGCGUCGGUGCUACCGGUAAGUUCUGGGCUCAUGAGCACUGGAACCUCCAGGACCCUCCCGACAUGGUUACCUUCUCCAAGAAGGCCCAGACUGCUGGUUACUACUACCGGUCCAAGGACUUGCGCCCCAACAAGCCUUACCGCCAGUUCAACACCUGGAUGGGUGAUCCAUCCAAGGCCUUGCUUUUCCGUGGCAUCAUCAGCGAAAUUGAGCGCCUCGAUCUCGUGAACCAUACCGCCAAGGUCGGCAACUAUUUAUACGGCAAGCUUGAGGGUCUUGCUAGCAAGUACCCCGAUCAAUUCCAGAACCUCCGCGGUAAGGGCCAGGGUACCUUCAUCGCUUUCGACAACCCCAAACGCGAUGAGUUCCUCGUCAAGGCCAAGAGCUUUGGAAUCAACAUUGGUGGCAGCGGUGCCAAUGCCGUUCGUCUUCGCCCCAUGCUGACCUUCCAGGAACAUCAUGCCGAUAUUCUCAUUGAGGCUCUUGAGAAGAUUGUCAAGGCUUUGUAA